GGGGCUUGCUGCUGUUGCUGUGUCUCAGCUGUUUCUGAAGCUGGAAGAAACAUGCCGAAAAUGGCUCAUCAGAGAACACAUUUAGUGCUGGAGAAUUACAUCGGUGGGAAAUUCGUGCCGUGCUCCAGGCAUCUCGAUUCCUACGACCCUUCCUCUGGAGAUGUGUAUUGCAGAGUGCCAGACAGUGGGAAGGAGGAGGUGGAUGCUGCUGUCAAAGCUGCCAAAGAUGCCUUCCCUGCAUGGUCAGCGAAAAGUCCUUUGCAACGAUCCCAGGUACUACAUAAACUGGCAGACCUGAUAGAGGCCCAUCUGGAGGAAUUUGCUCAAGCAGAAUCGAAAGACCAAGGAAAAACAAUAACUGCAGCCCGAAGCAUGGAAAUACCUCGAGCAGUUUAUAAUUUCCGUUUCUUUGCCUCAAUUAUCCUGCACUAUACAACCGAAUGUGCAGAGAUGGACCAUAUGGGAUGCACAAACUUCACCACACGGACUCCGGUGGGAGUAGCUGGCCUUAUCAGUCCUUGGAAUUUACCACUGUAUCUCUUGACCUGGAAGAUAGCUCCAGCCAUUGCCACAGGCAACACUGUGGUUGCCAAGCCCAGUGAAAUGACAUCAGUCACUGCUUGGAUGAUGUGCAAGCUCUUGGAUGAAGCAGGUGUUCCACCUGGAGUUGUGAACAUCGUGUUUGGGACUGGCCCACAGGCUGGGGAGGCAAUUGUCUCUCACCCUGAUGUGCCACUAAUCUCCUUCACUGGGAGCACAGUCACUGCUCAGCAUAUCCAAGAGAAGAGUGCUCCAUUCUGUAAGAAGCUCUCUCUGGAGCUGGGAGGGAAAAACCCAGCCAUCAUCUUUGAUGAUGCAAACCUUGAUGAAUGCAUUCCAACCACCGUGCGAUCCAGCUUUACUAACCAGGGUGAAGUCUGCCUGUGUACAAGCAGAAUUUUUGUACAAAAGAACAUUUAUGCUGAGUUUCUGGAGAAGUUUGUCAAGAGUGCCAGGAAAUGGAAGGUUGGCAUUCCGUCUGACCCAACUGCCAACAUGGGUGCUCUCAUUAGCAAAGAACAUCUCGAAAAGGUAAAGGGCUAUGUCAAUCUAGCCAAAAAUGAAGGAGCUAAAAUCCUCUGUGGUGAAGGAAUUGAUUCCCUGGACAUUCCUGACAAAAACAAAACGGGCUAUUUUUUAUUGCCCACAGUAAUCACAGACAUAAAGGACAGUUCACGCUGUAUGCAAGAGGAAAUCUUUGGUCCAGUGACCUGCAUAGUUCCCUUUGAAACUGAGGAGGAGGUUGUUCGACGAGCAAAUAAUGUGAAGUAUGGCUUGGCUUCUACCGUGUGGUCACGUGAUGUGGGCCGGAUACACCGGGUUGCCAAGAAGCUUCAUACCGGAAUGGUAUGGACCAAUUGCUGGCUUAUUCGUGACCUGAAUUUGCCAUUUGGUGGCAUGAAAGCUUCCGGAGUUGGCAGGGAAGGGGGUAAAGACUCGUUUGAGUUUUUCACAGAGGUCAAAACUAUUACAAUAAAACACUGACUCUCCACACACAGUGAGUGACACAUUAAAAAAUAAAAAAUAUUGUUUUGAAUGUCAAAAGAUUGGAUCAUGUUCUUUAAAUUCUAUCUAUCAAUUAUAAAUACAUAAAACAAUGUGCUAUCCAAUGUCUUUAAUGAUGGUAACAUACCUCACCCCAGGCAAUGGGCAGAGAUAUGUCACAGAUUCGGUGUGUGGAGCACACAGAUACGUUUAGUUAUAUCAAAAUUACAAGAGGUGUAACCCUUCAAGAAAAUAAGCUGACAACUACUUGCCCUCUGUGCCACCUGAAGGAGACAGAAAGAUAGACAUAGGUCAGGAGUACAAAUGCCUUGAGACAGAAGUUCCUUACUAGUAGUAAUACUUUAUCACAGUGAUGUAUCGUGAUUGUUCAGGAACAAAUAGAGCCUUCUCAUCAUGUUGUACUUGAUCUGCAGUAUUGUUCAUAUAUUGUGACAGAAGCAAUGCCUUAAGAAUAUAUUAAAUUGUUUAUCUGCUGAACACAUAAGUAAA
This is a messenger RNA of Hemiscyllium ocellatum (epaulette shark), 2034 nucleotides long. It is a transcript of the gene aldh8a1, whose product is annotated as aldehyde dehydrogenase 8 family, member A1. The record is from RefSeq and is a predicted model, not a curated record. The transcript is spliced from 7 exons. NCBI's taxonomy places the organism in Eukaryota, Metazoa, Chordata, Chondrichthyes, Orectolobiformes, Hemiscylliidae. The coding region runs from base 52 to 1524 and encodes 490 amino acids. Gene Ontology annotation, molecular function: retinal dehydrogenase (NAD+) activity. Gene Ontology annotation, biological process: retinoic acid metabolic process.